UGAGAAAAAGAGAAAGAGAAACCGUUGUUUAAAAUGGUAUUCACAGUCGAUGAUAAAUUACGAAUUUUUAAUGAAGAAUGCAACGAUAGUCGAGGUAUGAAAGAUGUCGAUCGUACAAAGAUAUUCUCGAUUCGAUAGUAGGAAAGAUCUUUGAUCAAAAUGUUGGAGGGACUCGUGGCUUGGGUGCUGAACAAUUAUCUUGGCAAAUAUGUAGAAAAUUUGAACACAGACCAGCUGAGCAUUGCAUUGUUGUCGGGGGAAGUUGAAUUAGAAAACUUACCUUUGAAACGCGAAGCUUUGCGUCACAUUGGAUUACCGAUGGAAAUUAAGGCCGGUUUCAUUGGUAAAGUUAGAUUACAAGUGCCAGUUAGGCAAAUAAGAACUGCGUCAUGGGUGAUAGGCAUAGAGCAGCUUUAUCUAGUAGCAGGACCAAUUAAUUUGGAUGAGUAUGACAACGAACAGGAGGAACAAGCAAUAUUAGAAUAUAAACUUAGUCGAUUAGACGCAUUGGAAGCCAGAUGGAGAGCUGACAUAGAACAUAAUCUUGGUUAUUACGCUUCAAGCUACAGUUCAUGGCUGAAUUAUGGCACAUCUCUAGUAACAAAUAUCAUCGAGAAUUUACAGUUGAACAUUAAAGAUGUUCAUAUUAGGUACGAAGAUGGUGUAACAUUAUCGAGUGAUAAUGGUAUUGCAUUUGGCAUUACAAUUGGAGCAUUAACAACUCAGAGUUGUGACGCUAGCUGGAUACCUAGUUCCACAUCUUGGAAUCUUACAGAUGCAUCUUUUAAAUUAAUGGAACUCGAUAGCCUUUCCAUUUAUUGGAAUCAUAUAAAAAAAGAUCAACUUUUUGGUGGUCUAAAUCUAGGUGAUUUAGCUAUUGCCAUGAGUGAAUCCAAAAAUAUGAUGAAAAAGCAUAUUUUAUCACCUGUAAAUGCAAGAGCGCAUAUUAAGAGAGACCGAACUGAACGUCCAUUGAGAUCUGUUAAUAAGCCACGUAUCAUAGUGGAUUUACUUUUGGACGAAGUACCAUUGUCUUUAACAGAUAUCCAAUAUGAAGAAAUAGUCAAAUGUAUCAAGGAACUCGAUCGCAUAGAUCGCCGUAAGCAACAGUGGCGUUGUAGACCGACAGCACCCAUUAAAAAGAAUUGUAAGGAGUGGUGGAAAUAUGCUGCUAGAUGUCAUCUUGGCAGAGAUACUCUUAAACCUAAACCAUCUUGGGAAAACCUUCUUCUUAGAGCCAGAGAGAACGUUAGUUAUGUUCAGGCGUAUGCUAAAUUAUUAGGUACACCUACUUCAAUUUUACCGCCGGAAAUUAAAACUUUGAAGGAGAAGGUUGAGAACGAGCGAAAUUUUGAUGAGCUUCGAGUGUUGAGAGAAUUGGCUAUGUACAAGGUGAGACCUGCAAAGUCACAACAGGAAUCUAAUACGAAAAUACCACAGGGACGUGGCAUGCUCGAACAGUGGUUUCCACAGUGGUGGGGUUGGUAUUCGAAAACACCUCACAGCAAUAACGGAACGCAAAACGGAGGUAGCUCAACUACCUUUGAUGGAGAAUUGCUGGACGUUUUGGCAGACACUAUGAAUGAUGAUACUCUGCUACGUCGCGACACAAUAUUCGGACAGUUUAAUUUUACUUUAGUGCAGGGUGCGAUAUCAUUGUGUACCGCGAAAAAUGGCAGUGAUGGUACAAAGACUGUGAUAGAACUCAAGUUUGAGAGAGUGAAUCUGAGUUACGAGUCACGACCUAGAUCCGGAUCGCACAAAUUCUCAAUCAGUUUGGGCGCAUUAUAUUUACACGAUUUUCUCACGGAGAACUCGACAUUUCCCAUCUUAGUGCAGCCACAAAUCAUGUCAAGCAGCACUUCUUCACGUGUCCGCAAUUUAUCCUCGGAAAAAAUAGUGAAACAAACAUCACACCAUCUUUUCGAAUUGGUUUAUGAGAAAAAACCAUUGCACGUCAAUGUGGAUCAUUUGCUGCACAUGUAUUCGCAAUCCUUGGACAUCGUAUACAAUCCUACUGUGAUAUAUUGGUUAAUAGACUUUAUAUAUAAACCGCACCGAUCGGCAUCGUCUAAUCAGCAGUUGCAAGCGAUGAAACGUCGAACGAGGAGACAGCUGAUUAAAAACUGGGAGCAGAUCCUGGACGGUGACUUUGUGUAUCGUUCGUCGUGGGAUUUACAAUUUAAAAUCUCUGCACCGCAGAUUUUGUUAGUGGAGAGCUUCGUCGAUUUUAACGCGGCCGUAAUAGUGGUCGAUUUUGGCAAAUUACAUUUAUCGAACUAUGCGGAUCUGAAUCAGGCAAUGCUAAAAACGGAAUCGAUUAACAGCGAUAAUGAUGAUGAUGAGGAAGAGAGGUACGAAACGCCUUGUUCCACUCCGCCGGGCAGCCAGGAAAAUGGUUCUCUGAAUGAUUUCCAAGCUUUAUCUGAGACGGAAUUACAUAAGAAAUUGUACGAUCAGUAUUCCAUCAAUUUGGUGGACUUACAGAUUUUGGUAGGUAAAGCGAAAGACAAUUGGAAGCACGUUCGCACGAGGAGUAUGUCGACUCUGCAUUUUCUCGAGCGUUUUAACAUAUCAUUGCAAGUCGAGCGACGUGUCUUUACUACUGCGGAUCCUAAUUUCCCAUCAGUCACGGUAUCCGGUAACUUGCCAAGAUUGGUAGUGCAUGUGAACGAGCAGAAAGUGGGCGCGAUACGCUUGAUGUAUAAUUUACUUUCAAGUUUCUCUAAUUCAGCCGGUAUUCCGCAGACAGAAGUCGUCAACGUAGAACCUGAGAGUCCCAAAAAGGAAGAGAAUCUAGAUCGCUCGUUGAGUCAUGCAGUGAUGGUACAGUUUAUCAUUGAUCAAAUGGCCUUCGAAUUGCAAUCGAGAGGUCGCAGUGUAGCAGAACUGCAAGUGUCCGGCGUUCGGGCAGCUCUCAGCAAAAGAAUGGCAGAUUUGAGCGUCUCUCUUUCUGUCCACGGACUGCUCCUGGUCGACGCUCUUCAGGAAUUUGGGCCUGACUUUGAAUUAUUAGUGGCCAGUCACAAGCACGUUGGAAUGGACAGUGUAUCCGGCAGUUUGAGAGAUUCGGAACCAACGUCUCCUGUCUCGCCAGAAUCGCCCGAAUCACCAGAUCUCACAAAACCACCGCGACUAACCUCGCCCGUCGCUCUAACCAACGCAUUGUCUACCUUGAUGAGCAAAACCAAGAUUCCAUAUUCGCCUAGAAAUAACUCAUCGGUCUGCUUGGAAAAAUUAGAUUCGGAAGCACUGAUUGUUAUAGAGUUAACGCUAGUAGAUGAUUCCACAGAAAACUUGAGAAUGGCGAAUAUACAGUUCAAUAAUCUGGAUAUUAUAGCCAAUCAGGAGACGAUAGUAGAAUUGCUGGGCUUCUUUCGAAGAAUAUUGCCGCUGCAGAAAUCGCGAUCGGCAUAUAUCGCGAAUCGCAACGACUCCUUGUCGAGUCAAAAUACAGAGACGAAAUUGGCAUUGACAAGAACAGAGAUUACCUUCGACUUUCAUCGUUUGAAUGUACUACUAAUGCGCGCGGUCGUGCAGGACAAUCAAUUAGUGGGACAAAAGAUCGCCACGGCAACCAUGUCAGACGCGCGUAUACAAGCGACAUUGGCCGCGAACACGUCAAUUUCAGGUUCACUUGGCGGUGUACAAGUUCUCGAUCAAACGCCAACCGGAAAGACUCAUCAACGGAUAAUCAGCGUGGGCAGGGAUCCACUGGCGGAUCCGCCGCAUCACCCGCUCGAACACUUUAGCGGUUUAUCCGAUAAUGAACAACCAGAAGCAUUCAGAUUCAUGGUUAACCGAAAUACUAGACAAGCUAGCGAAGAAGACUGCACCGAGAUCGAUCUCGAUCUUACCAUACGAGUGGCUAGUGUCUGGUAUAUUCAUGCACCACAUCUGAUAUCGGAGUUACGUUCGUGUGCCGACGAAUUCAAACAGUACUUGAGCAAUUUUGCGCGUCAGAUCGGUGCAGCCGCUACUGACAUGGCGAUUGGUUUAGUGAAUGCCGAUGAUUGGACUAUACCACCUCGUAAACGAUUACCCAGCGUUUCGAUCGAUCUAGAUAACACGAAUGGAUUAUCAUUAAGAUUGGACGUUCUUCUAGAAAGUCCGGUGCUCGUGAUACCACGCUCUUCUCAUAGCAAACAGGUAUUCGUGGCUCAUCUGGGUACGAUGUCACUGCGACACGAACCUCACUUAGGAUCUAUGGCAAAACAUAAAGUUACAUUGGAAGUGCGCGAUAUGAAUCUCUAUUCUCUCGAAGUGUCUACCAACACUGGACAGUCGCAGAACAAUCUACCGAUGAGGGCCGAGGAGAUGUACUCGUGUAAAGAGUCUGGUAGGCCGAUACUGCAUGACACGACGCUGAAGAUUUUAGUAGAAAAACAGAACACGUUGACUCAGAGUAUGAGCUUCCUGCUGGACAUUGACGAUUAUACAAGUAACAGCCCGAUUGUACAGGUAAACGGUACCGUAAUAACGCCACUGAAAGUAUCUCUAUCGCGUGGCCAAUACGAGCAAUUGCUUGAUACCUUUCAUCGAUUAUUCUCCAUGCCCGUAGUGACUACUGCCGCGGUCUCAACGGAAUACGAUGAUUCCGAUGGAGCGUCUGAUUAUUCGGAUAAGCUUGAUCUCUGCGUUAAAGUCUCGUUCGAGCUGCCGAUUCUCAGUGUCGAGCUGAAACAGACGCACUCUGAGCAGCCAUUGGUAGAGCUAUCGAUGCGCGACUUUGUUGUCAAAUAUGAAAAAUUAUAUCGGAACGAAUUUAGCGUGCAAGUCGCGCUACGCUCCCUACUAAUGGAAGAUCUUUUGUGCCCGAUUGGUUCGCGGCAUCGCUACAUGAUGCAAUCAUCGGCGCCCGCGCGCGCAAAAUUACUCACGGGCGCUUCGAAAUCGUGUCCGGAUCUCGCCUUUGCGCAACAGUACAAAAAUGCCUUCGGUCGUGGCAGUUUACCGGAUCGUCUAGAGACCGAUACUUUAUACGGUACAAUUCCGGCUCACUGGCGCAGAAAACCGACCAUUUCAUCGGCCGAUACGCCGAACACACCACCACCUUCGCCGGGCGGCAUCGCCAGCGAAGAGAACUUGGUGCUAAUGAGUAUCACUAUGAAGCGACCCGAGGAAACUAUGAUAUCGGAGGAAGAUCGGUUUGAUCGGAAAAUGGUAACCGUGGACUUCAAUUGUCUGGACUUAGUGAUAAGCGUGGAGUCGUGGAUGGUGGUAUUUGACUUCUUUGGGAUUGCAGGCUUGUCCGGGACAACGAAUAACGAAAUUGCCACUCGUCAAAUGACGCCGGAUAGCGAUAGUACCAGCGCGAGCAAGAUGGAUGACAAUCUACCGGUGAGAUCGGAAACGGAGAUAGAAGUAAGAUCGUUGACGUUAGUGCUAACGCAACAAGAGCGCGAGAUAGCUAAAGCCAAUGUGUCUAAUGCCAAUGUGCACAUUGUCAAAGCGGUGGACGACAAGACCAAGAUAUCUGGAUCAUUGGGUUCGAUGUCGUUGCUGGAUUUAACGCCGCAUGGUCGAUUCUACCGGAGAUUUCUAUCGUCCGGUAGGAAGGCACUGAAUUUUCAGUAUUCGAGUUAUGCCGACUGCGAGGAUCGACCACAUGACGCGCGACUUAAACUAGAGAUGUCCGCCGUACAUUACGUUCACACGCAGAGAUUUGUGGCGGAGUUGCAGGCUUUUUUCGCUCAUUUUUCGCAAUUAUGGAGCAUCAUGAAGAAUCUGCGAUCUGGCGCCGGUGCAGUCAUAGACAUCAUGAAUAAGCGUGGUACGCGACUAUUAUUGCAAUUGCAUGCUGGUGCGCCGGUGAUACUGUUACCGGUGAGUUCCAGAUCCGACAAAUUGAUUCUGCUGGAUUUAGGAGAGCUCACAGCGCACAAUAGAUUUGAUACGUCGACAAUUGUUCCGGAAUGCAUGCUGGACGUGAUGCUGCUCGAGCUGGUCAACAUGGACAUCUACGCGGCGGAAAGAUUCAAGUGCGACGACUCGAACUUAAACGGACAUUCAGACACUUUGACGGUGGGCGGCUUUCUCAUCAAGAAAAUGGGCUCCUCGCUGCUUACGGAGAAGUGUCAUCUAAAACUGCGCGUCGAGCGGAAUCUUGACACUUAUAUUAGUCGCGACAUACCCGAUCUCAGUGUGCACGGUAUACUAUCAACGAUGGAUUGUGCCUUGGACCCGGCGCAAUACAUGUUGAUUCGUGGCCUUUUGUCUUAUAACAUUGGUGAGAACCUAGACGAUUUGCGUCUUUUUGUGCAGGACUUGAAUCACACAGUGGAAUAUGCGAUUCCGACAGUAGAUAAUCGAUUGAAGACAUGGACCCGAUCCUGCAUAAUCCUCGAGUUAGUAAACGUGAGGGUAAAAUUACAUCCGAGUCAUAACAUCGCAGCGUUGGCAUGCAUUAACUUCAUAAAGUCCCGACUGACAUUGGAUUCACUGAGCGACGGUUCGCAGGACAUUGAUCUGGUAUCACAGGAAAUUCUAAUUAUGGACACGCGUUUCCAAAAUGAACCGGUUGAUCGGCAAUGUAACGUGUUCACGCGAAUCCUGCAACCGUUGAGGAACACGACCGAUAGCAGUAUAGCGGAGGAUCGUGUUCAAGCUGAAGUGCAUCACCGGAAGCGGAAAGCUUAUUCGGCGACUACUAUUUUGUUGCAUAGCAUGCGAUUGACAGCUAUUUUGGACUGGUGGCAGGCCGUACGAGACUUUCUGUUGCUGAACUCGCCAGAACCGGAGCCUUUACUCGGCACCGCUCAGAUGUCAACCGUCAAUCAAGAAGCGGAACUCGAUUCCGCGACCAUGGCUAUACCGUUUGAAUUGAAGGUCAACAUUACUGAUUCCGAACUGGUUAUCGUCGAGGAUACCGCAAUUCUCGACACCAAUGCCGUGAUUCUCAAAACUACUGCUGUUCUGUCGUAUCGCUCGAUAUCGCAGGAGGGCGAGAAACCAUUGUCCUGCAAUCUCUCGCACUGUGAAUUAUUCUCCUGCAUUUUGGGUCAGGAAAACGAGACUGCCUUGUCGAUUAUAGAUCCGGUUGGAGCAAGUCUAGAUCUAACUCAAGACAAGGGCCUAGAGAUUCAAUUGCAACCGUUAUGCGUCCGAUUGAGCUAUCACGACGUGACCAUGUUUUCUAGAAUGUUAAAUUCGCUUCCCAAGCAAACCUUAUGGGCGAAACAGAGAUCGAGCGAAGUGGCGGAGGGUAGUCAAUUGUUAAUGGAUAAUCAGGUAUUAAAACUGGUUAAUUUAGGUUUUGCAGAAGCCGACUGUAAGAUCGCAUUGGAUCGCUGCGAUGGCCAGCUGGACGACGCUGCUUUGUGGCUCACGCAAAAUGCAGAGCCGACAGGUUCCGAUGCUGCAGCCGCAGCCGCAAGUAAUGAUUCGAUCUUCCGCUCUGUAGAAUUGGAAGCGUCUUGCAUUCGAAUCUGCAUCAUUGACGACUGUCGUGACGCGGAUGUGCCACUGCUGGAGAUCACACUGGCGGAUUUUAGCAUGCGAAAGAUAAGACAGCAGCCUGGUUUUCUAUCUGCCACUUUUAGUGUGGAUUAUUAUAAUCGAGUGUUGAGCGGCUGGGAACCGUUUGUCGAACCUUGGCAAGCAAACAUUCAGUGGGAACAGGCGCUCACUGGCUCGCUUGAGCCAAAGAGACUAUAUGUAUCCAUCAACUCCCAGGAUUCUGUGAAUGUUAACGUUACUCUAACAUUAGUGGAGCUCGUGCAACUAGUUAAACACAAUUGGACGCAGGAUUAUUACCUAUCCCAUGAUAGCUCAGUUAUUGAUAAGCCAGUGAUGAGAGGACAAGUGUACCGACGCCGAUCACCCUUUGUACCUUUUGCUUUGAAAAACGAUACCGGUUGUAGACUCUGGUUUAAAACAUUUAUUGCUAUCGCGGAUGAUACGAUAGACAUCGGCAAAAAGUCAUCUCAAGCAAAGAAAAACGUCUCGAAGAAUGAUACGUGGAUAGAGGUAACUCCUGGAGGUACAAUAUCGUUUACAUUCGAAGAGAGAGGCAAGUUGAGACAUCACGCAACGCAUAUCAUCAGAAGACAUCAGAUUGCGGUUUUGAUUGAAGGAUGGAAAGCCGUAGAUCCUGUGACUGUCGAUCGCGUAGGCAUUUACUUUAGACACGCGAACGCUGACAUUGCCGCUGGAUCUCAGUUUCAGACAAUCAUACCUAAAGCUAGAAUUGUAUUCGCUGUAGAAUUGGAAGGAUCCGCUAGAAAAUUAGUCACUAUUAGGUCAGCUCUCCAGGUAUCAAAUAAGCUAGCUCACCCCAUUGAGAUCAAGAUGGAAAAAUCUUUGAACCAAUUGAGAUAUUUACCGCUGACCGCGGCUAACACUGGGAGAAUCCUACAAGUACCGGCACAAUCGGUGAUGUCUGUACCCAUGACGCACACUGGGGUGCAAAUGUGUUUUAAACCGCUCAUCUCGAACUAUUUGUUCCAAUAUUGUGUGGAAUCUGUAGACUGGACGGAAGUUAAGAAACCGUUGGAAGUAACGGAAAGCUACAUUACUUGUCGAACCAAUCAACAUAAUAUAUUCAGAAUGUGCGUAGCAGUAAGACGAAACAAUUAUCCGCUCGACGGAGUGCAAGUACUGCCGGGACACACAAUCACGGUAAUGGCUCCAAUAACGCUGACGAACUUAUUACCAUACGAACUGAUGUAUGAAGCAAGUAUAGAAGGCGGUAGAAUUGCGCCAGGCUGCAGCGCGGAUCUGCAUUGCGCCAAUCUAACUGAGCAACUGGAAAUUACAAUUCAAUUGGAUGGUUAUCCAGGAUCUGGAAUAAUAAUAUUACCAUCGAACAGCUGUUCCUUCACUGCUCGUCUCAAGCUACUGGAUUCUGCCAGCAGGAUGCUGUGCUUACAGGCAGCCGUGAUCGUGGAGAAGGGUUCAGCUGUGCAAAUCAAUAUAACUGCACCUUACUGGAUCGUAAACAAAACUGGCUUACCGUUGGUGUUUAGACAAGAGGGAGUCGGUAUAGAAGCAGCGGGACAAUUUGAGGAGCAUGAGAGAGCAAGGAUGGUGGCACCAUUACUGUUUUCAUUCAGCGAUGAGGAGGCCAGUAGAACAUUGUCGAUGAGAAUCGGCACCGAGGUACAUCCUUAUGGAAUACCGCAAUGGUCUCAGCACUUUCAUCUACAGCCUGGCAUUCAUGUUCAUCGUUUGAGAAUUAGUCUACGCGAUGGUAGACCCGACAUAGUCUAUUUGAUCAGUGUAGCCACUCGCGCAGCAAGAGGAAGAUAUAGAGCUACUACAGUAGUCACAUUAUCGCCGAGAUAUCAAUUGCAUAAUAAAUCAUCUUAUACGUUGGAGUUGGCCCAGAAAUGUUUUACGACGACGGUCUCUCAUCUGGAUGCUCAGGCGACAUAUAUAACAACCAUGCCCGAGUGUCACAUGCCUUUCCAUUGGCCACGACUGGACAAAGACUUGUUGCUCUGCGUCAGAAUCACCAAUGUGCCGGAUUGCAUGUGGUCAGGCGGUAUCAGAUUGGAUGACAAUUAUUCAUUGACUAUUAACGUCAGGGACAUGAUGGGAAAAAUGCAUUUUCUACGGGUGGAUGUGGUGCUGCAGGAGACUACUUACUUCAUUGUAUUCACCGAUGCCGAUACUAUGCCGCCGCCUAUACGAGUAGACAAUUUCUCGGAGGUUCCAUUGAUUGUUAAUCAGAUUGGAGUUCCUGAUAAUUUGCAAUGGACCGUGAGACCUCACUCCUCGGUACCAUACGCUUUAGAUGAACCAAUACAAACUGCCGGUUUAGUGUUAACAGCACCUGGAAGCGUGACAGCCUCUUAUGAUUUAAAUAUACUCGGAGAGGGCAGAGGACUGACUUAUGAAAACUUUAUUUACAUUGCGUUUUCGGGUACCUUCAAAACCGAUUCUGAUCUCGGAUCAGGCGAAAACGAUCUGGAUCCGCUGGAUGUAGAAACUCAGAGAUUAGUUUUGGAAGCUGGCUCUGGUGGUUGGGUCGCUUUGCGGAGAAAACAAUAUGGCGAUAGGUCGCAACUUUGGAGAAUGACUGGUGACGGACAAUUGCAGCACGAAGGUUCUAGUCCACCGAGAGACAAGCAUUCCAAAACUCCGGACACGAUAUUUGUUUUGGACAUAGCGGGCACCGCGCCGCAACCGUUUACUUAUUGCGCUCUUGCGCUGAAAAAACCGGAUCCUAGGCGAAGAUCGACGCAAACUUGGCGAUUCACCGAUGAUGGACGAUUAUGCUGCGCGCAUAAAAAUAUGUGCGUUCAAUCGAAAGACGGCUUUAUGGGAUUAUACGAAGGCGGCAGUGUCGCCCGUUGGCAAAUGUGGAGCGAAGCAGUAUUAGGUCCUCAAGUGCACGGUAAUCCGCCACCAAUCGAACAACGAGUGGGUAGACAAAAGUUACGACCGGGUUCUGGAUUUUUAUCGGUCAGAGUGACUACUGAUGGUCCGACCCGCGUUUUGCAAGUCCUGGACAUUAAGGAAAGGAAAAAAACAUUUGCUCUACUCGAAGAACGCGAUUGGUCACACAUCGCUGUUAGUCACCGGCCUACCCGGAUUGACGCCGAUAUAAAAAAAAUGGAUUCCGGUGAAAUAGAUCUAAAGUUGAACUUAUCAGCUGGCCUCGGAUUGUCCAUCGUAUCGCAACGGCCGCUGGAAGAGCUGUUAUUCGCGCGAUUAGCUGGAAUAUCUUUGAAUAUGUUGCAAACCCCGUUAAAUACCACGUUGGAUCUGAGUGUCGCCGACGUGCAAAUCGAUAAUCAAUUAUUCGAAGCGCAAUGCACGUCGGUUUUAUUCGUGACACGUUCAUCCCGCACGGAAGAUGAGUAUCGACCCGCUCUCCACGUGGCUGUAGAGAAGCUACAAUCGAAGAAUCAAAACGCCGAGAUAUAUAAACACGUCAUAGUGAGUGUCAAAGCUUUGUGCGUACAUCUGGAAGAGAAAUUUAUCCUAAAAUUGGCAGCGUUCCUCGGAAUUGGUAAAUCGGAACUGGAAAUGCCGGUCGAUGAGAAUGAUUUCAAAGCGCAGAGGUUUAUCUCUGAGGUAUCCGCGGCGCAUGCUAAAAGAUAUUAUUUUGGUGCUUUGAAGCUCGUUCCUAAUCAGGUAAAACUCAGUGUGCUCACUACGACGAAGUUGCCGCAUCAUCUGCAAGCCGUAAAAAGGAAAUUAGGCUUGACACUGAUUAAUUUCGAGAACGCUACUAUCGAAUUGGAGCCAUUCGUGAAGAAGCAUCCUUUCGAAAGUAGUCAGUUCUUGAUGCAUUCCAUUGUGAAACAUUACAAAGAUGAAUUGAAAUGGCAAGCUGCAGUUAUUUUGGGUUCCGUGGACUUCUUAGGGAAUCCUCUUGGAUUCAUGAAUGAUGUGACGGAAGGCGUUUCUGGUCUUAUCUACGAAGGCAGCGUAAAGAGUCUAGUGAAAAAUGUCACGCAUGGUAUUUCGAAUUCAGCAGCGAAAGUGACGGAAUCUUUGUCGGACGGUUUAGGAAGAGUGAUUAUGGAUGAGAGGCAUGAAGAGGCCAGACAGAGAAUCCGAGCAAAUACUACAGGUAGCAGCGAUCACUUAGUUGCGGGUCUGAAAGGUUUCGGUUUUGGUUUGUUGGGUGGUGUCACUAGUAUAUUCAAACAGACCUAUGACGGAGCAACUAAUGAGGGUUUUCCGGGCUUCUUUGCGGGUUUUGGAAGAGGAGUGGUUGGUACGAUAACAAAACCGGUCGUUGGGGUUUUAGAUCUAGCAACAGAAACAGCUAGUGCUGUACGAGAGACAAGUAGAAGCGCUCAUCGCGCGAUACCGAAGCGCGAUCGACCGCCACGUGUCGUCAGUGGUUCCACUGGAUUGUUGCCGCCAUAUAAUCGCCAGCAGGCUGAAGGACAGGAGUUCCUUUAUAGCAUUAAUAAUCGUGACUAUUCGGAACUUUUUGUGGCUUACGAGUGUCUGUGUAGCGGUACGGAGAAUCUUAGAAUGCUCGUAUCUAAUGAGAGAGUACGUGUUAUCUCGGGUGGCACGAAGGCCGUGGUGACUCAAGUCAAUCUGGCGGAUCUUCUGCGUUGUCAACCGAUGCAAAAAACGCAAAGCAAUAAUGUAAUCCUGUAUUACAUAGAGCUGAUAUCCAGAUUUGAUUCAACAGCCGCGGUCAAUUUGGAUGGAGUGGCCGAGUUAUUGAGGCGACCGAAAGUGCGCUGCGAUAACGAAGAAGUGGCGAAACGCGUAUCACAACAAAUCAAUUAUGCCAAAGGAAUGCACGAGGAACGAAGCCUGACGUUAUCAUCGUCGGAUAAUAUGUUGGACGACGUACAAUACUAUAAAUAAUCUGCUCGCGCAGAUUGACUGGGUUUCGUUCUUAUUUCUGAUCCGAUUUUUUGACAUACUAGUCGAAUUUUCAACUUUUCCCUCAUAGAACGCCCGAUCGGUAUGAACGCCUUAGUUAUGACGCUUAACAUUAAGUUUAAAAAGACUGAUGCAAAGUACCAUAUUAACUAAAUAAUUAUUACUUGCCGACAUACGAGUCGUUUGUAAUUUAAGCGUACUUGAAUGAUGGUUUUGCGUUUUACAAUUGUGGCGCAGGUAACGCAGCAAUUUUUGAUACGUAUUAAUAAGAUGUAAUAAAGUAGGCAGAACACUGAAAAAUUUUCUAAUAAUGUACAUACGCACGCGUGUAUAUUCUUUAAUAUUGCAGAUACAUGAUUCUGUAUGAUGCAUAUUCAGUGUCUUAAGUCACUUCUUUCCAAUGAAACUUUAGAGUCGAUUUUAAAUGAGAAUGUGUAAUGAUAAAUUUUAUAAUCUCUGCAAUAAAAUGCUAACAAUUCUUUUUAUUAUAUUUUUUUUUAUUGUUUUUAACUCAAAGUUUCCAGUUUAUAAUAGAUUCGAAAGUUUCCUUCACAAUUGGCUUGGUUUCUAUAAUUGGGAUAUGUUGAUUUUGAGGCACACUGUACAUGUAUUUAUAUGUACAUAUGUAAUUAAAAUUAGCGGAUUAUAGAUUGCUUAUUUACGAAAUUAAAGAUUUAGAUUUAAUGCUGUAUAUUAUAGUAUAUUAGAAACAAUUAAAUCAAAAUUUUUCUGCUUUAUCUUUUGUUUUUUUAGUCAUAAUAUUCUAGGCUGUAUUCUAAUAUUUACUGCCAGUAUUAAAAAUUUAUACUAUACAUGACAUAAACUAUGAACAAAACUAGAUUUUCAAUACUGGCAGUGAAUCAGAACAUAGUCUUAAUGUGCUACUUUGUAUAGAAACAAUGUAGAUUUUCUCUUAAGGCUCUUUUAGGAAAUUUAUAACUUGCAACAAAAUUCAAAACAGAGAUCUAAUUAUAAUUUUAUGCAUCACAAGUUUUGAUGUAUAUAUGUAUUUUGAUAUAUAUUUUGAUUUAUAUGUAUUGAAUGUGUUCAAAAAUAUUUUUUGUAUUAUAUGAUACAUAAAAUUUAUAAAUAGAAUUUUGUUUUGUAAAUUUAAGCGAAUUAUAGAUUGUUUAAAGAGGACUUUAUACAUAUGAACAUAUGAUAAAAAUGUACAAGAGAAUUAAAUUAACUCAUAUUUAAGUACUUUUGUAAAGCUGGUGUACAUGCGUACAAAACAAGAAUAUUUGUAAUAUAUUGUAUUGAUAUCACUGUUGAGCAGAUUAAUAAAUGUUAAUAAAUAGCCUUUUUUUCUAUUAA
This is a messenger RNA of Cataglyphis hispanica, 13620 nucleotides long. RefSeq names its product intermembrane lipid transfer protein Vps13D (gene Vps13D). Gene Ontology annotation, cellular component: extrinsic component of membrane. Lineage: Eukaryota; Metazoa; Arthropoda; Insecta; Hymenoptera; Formicidae. Gene Ontology annotation, molecular function: protein binding. Gene Ontology annotation, biological process: protein retention in Golgi apparatus; protein targeting to vacuole; mitochondrion organization. The record is from RefSeq and is a predicted model, not a curated record.